AAAUUUCCUGAUGUCAAUUAUGAAAUAUCAGAUUAAGCUCAAGUUGAAGAUUGAGAAGAAAUCAAUAAGCAAGAUAAUGACUUUCACAGAAUUGAGAACUAGAACCUUGGGUAAUAUUAACAAUCUUAAAAUCAUGAUACAAGGAAGCCAAAUCCCAAUAUCACUACAAGUAGUGGACUUGACCGACAAGAUCUUUUUGCUAGGCAAUGACUGGUUCGAAAGAGUGAAGGCCUGGAUAUAUUAUGAUAAACAAAGGUUGGUUUUCAAAUAUACAGAAAAAGUAAUUAAGAUAUCUAUUUCCAAUGACAUCAUGAAGAGAGUGCCAGCAGAUGAGAUAAACAUUGCAGAAGAAUCAGAUAAUAAUAUGAACAAAGAGAAAAUAACAGACCACAUCUUGGAUGAGAUUAUAUAUAAGGAAGAGCAAAUAGACGAAAAGAAAGGAUACUUUGUAGAAGAGAUCAUAAGUGAUUUAGAAUUAGAUCAAGAAAUUUGGGAGAGUAUAUUGGGUCUGGCUGCCUACUUAUCUCAAAUCAAAGAGUUCUCCAUAACAGUUGAUGAGGAAUAG
Molecule: messenger RNA, 565 nt
Organism: Acaulospora morrowiae
Lineage: Eukaryota; Fungi; Glomeromycota; Glomeromycetes; Diversisporales; Acaulosporaceae
Source: the annotation of a GenBank genome assembly